CCAACAGGAUGGCUGCAGCGAUGGCGGAGGAGCAGGAGGGGGUUAACUACGCUUCAGUUGUAUUCAAAGCUAACAAAAAUCCUCCAUCUGAAGGUAAAACGGAGGAAAUUGUGUACGAUGAAGUGAAGGUGCAGAACGGAACAACUGAUCAAGCUGCUGAUGCAGGAUUCUUGGUGGACAAGAGAGCAAACAACAGACGUCGCCACUUUAAACGGUUGGCUUGUGGUUUGGGAAUCGUUUCUGUCAUUUUGCUGUCAGGCAUCAUAGCAGUCUGUGUCUACAUUGCUACAUUAAGUCACGAGAAUGAGCGCUUAGAAGAAAUCCAAAAGAAUCACCUGACGAACCUGACGAACCGCAUCAACGAACUCAGCUCAGAGAAUGAAAACUUGAAGAGAGACAACAUCGAUCUGACCGUCCAGAUGAGCAACCUGAUACAAAACUAUACUGUCUUAGAAAACAAGAUCACAAACCUGACGGAAGAAAACGAGGAGCUGAAGUCACAGAAGAACAACUUAACAGAACAAAUACAGGAGAUGAAGGCAAACAUCAACAUCAGCCGAGCUCAGUGGAGCAUUGAUGCCUACUGCCCCAAAAAGAGUGAUGAGAGACAUUGUAAAGCUUGUCAGAAGAACUGGGAACACAACAAGCUGAGCUGCUAUAUGAUUCAUAACGCUAUACGUUCUGAACGGAUAACCUGGGAAGAAGCUCUAGAAAACUGCAGAGGAAAGAAUUCAGAUUUGGCUGUUAUACAUGAUGACAAGGAAAAGAAAGUCAUCAGUGAUUACAGCUGGGACAGUUCUGGAACUGAUGGAUACUGGAUUGGCCUGAGAGUUGAGGAUAAGAAGUGGAAGUGGAUCGAUGGAAGUGAUCUCACUAAAAGCUACUGGAUAGAUCCUCCUGCUGAAGGUCGCUGUGCGAUUUCUGUCAAGAAAGAUAGAUGGAAAUCAGUGAGCUGUGAUAGGAAACAGCGAUGGAUCUGCAAACAGAAAGCUUUAUCUGUUUAAUCACUGCUAUGAUACUUCAAGAUACUUUUUUGUUUUUCAAACAUAUAAAUUACAUAUAAAAGAAUUACAUUUUUUUAACAGGAAAAAAUCAAACUGAAUUAUUUUUCAAAGCUGUUUGUGUGCAUGUGUCUAAAAACAGAGACUCAGAUGUAAAGGUGUAAUUAGAUACUGGGUUCUGUAGAAAAUGUGUGUCUGACUGCUGACACAGCAUUUAGGAAAACACAGUAACUGUCCUGAAUUUGUAUAUCAGCAGAUUGAUGCCAGGGACCAACAGGACUGCUCAGUUUCCUGUUUCUGUGCAAGGAAACUAUAAAAGAAGGAGAGGUCAUGACGUCAGUGACAACAUUUGAAUUUUGCAUUGGAGCCAGUUUGGUGUCACUUCUACCAAAGUUCAUUAGGCAGCCAUGACACGUCCCACUAUAACCCAUUAUAUCUGUUCUGUUUCAUCUUUGACUGAAAGUUCCUUCCACAAAUUAAAAACACAC
Epinephelus lanceolatus (giant grouper) is the source of this 1489-nucleotide messenger RNA. RefSeq lists its product as uncharacterized. Gene Ontology annotation, cellular component: plasma membrane. NCBI's taxonomy places the organism in Eukaryota, Metazoa, Chordata, Actinopteri, Perciformes, Serranidae. The record is from RefSeq and is a predicted model, not a curated record.